AUGUCCAGCAUCGGCUGGCGAAUACGGAUGCAAUUAGAACAAAAUGGCCCACCACCCAUAUGCACAACUACCCGUGUCGCGGCCUACUUUAUUGGCACUCGCAGGAAACUGACAAGGCUGCGCUCUUCGACUGACGGUGAUAAACAAUAUGCCGUCGUCACGUCUCCUCCCUCUCCUUCUCCCUGGGUGACUCAACCUCAGCUUCCUCGUCGAUGUAGAGGAACCGCACAACCUAUCAUUCCACCCGCCAGUCUGACGGCCAUGUGCGCCUCCCUCCGCACCAUGGCAUCCGACAACGCUCUGGACAACCCCGACUCCUACACAGUCGCCUGGAUCGCAGCUCUUCCCAUCGAGCGAGCCGCUGCGGAAGCCAUGCUCGAUGAGGAACAUGCAGCUCCAACUGGUUUUACUAGACACCAGACUGACACGAACGUUUAUACUUGGGGUCGCGUGGGUCAGCACAACAUCGUCAUUGCCUCUCUUGCCGCUGGAGACUAUGGAACCACUUCGGCUGCGACCACGGCCUCGAGCCUGCUUGCCUCUCUGCCAUCCAUCCGUGUUGGCCUUUUUGUCGGCAUAGGCGGCGGCAUCGCUCGACCGGACGAGGACCGCGAUAUCCGGCUUGGCGACAUCAUCGUGAGCCUGCCCGAUGGGAGCACAGGCGGCGUCUGCCAGUACGACUUGGUCAAAGCAAAGUCGGGUGACAAGCGUGAGCGCAAAGGAUUCCUCGGGCGGCCUCCGACGGUCCUCCUCAAUGCUCUUGCCAAAAUCCAGGCCGUUCAUCGGCGGAAAGACUUCAAGGUUCCCAGCUUCAUCCAAGAGAUGCUGGAGAAGAACCCAAAGAUGGGCAAGAGAACCAAACACAAUUCUGGCUAUGCUCACCAGGGUCUUGACAACGACCGCCUCUUCAAAAGUUCAUACGAUCACAUCCCCGGGCCGGACUGUAGGGGCUGUGACUCGACUAACGAGGUUCAACGCGAUCCUCGAGACACUACUGGCCCCGAAAUCCACUACGGGACCAUCGCUUCCGGCAACACGCUUGUCAAAGAUGCCGCUGCGCGCGACCGUAUUGUUGCUGACGUCGGCGAGGAUUGUAUCUGCUUUGAGAUGGAAGCGGCUGGCCUGAUGAAUCACUUUCCCUGUCUUGUGAUCCGAGGAAUCUGCGAUUAUGCCGAUUCGCACAAGAACGAUCGAUGGCAACGCUACGCUUCGGCCACCGCCGCUGCGUAUGCCAAGGAGCUCCUGGCGUACGUGCCGGCCGCAGAAGUCCAGGAGACCAAGAGGGCACUAGAAGUCGUGCAGCAGACAACUGAUUCUAUCAGGUCUGACCUUCGUACCGAUAAAAUCAAGCGUUGGCUUUGUCCCCCAGAUCCGUCUACAAACGCUAACCACGCGAGGAAGCUCCGCCAUGAGGGAACAGGCGCGUGGCUCCUUGGAAACCCGGCCUUCCAGGAGUGGUGCUCGGGUUCGCGUCGACAUUUAUGGCUGAAUGGGCUCGCGGGAUGCGGAAAGACAGUUCUCAGCGCGACUGUGCUGGAUCAUCUCACAAAGGGAAACGACCGUCUUAUCCUCAGCUUCUUCUUUGACUUUAGCGACACGACCAAGCAGACCUUGGAUGGCAUGCUGCGGUCGCUGGCUUUCCAACUUUACCAAGGCGGGGCUCGUUCUGCAGGUCUUCUUGACGCCUCAUUCCAAGCACAUCAGGAUGGCCGCGAACAACCUGCUACAAAGACGCUCGAGGACGUUGUGUGCCAGAUGCUUGCAGUCCAGAAAGAAAGGCUCUAUUGUUCUGGAUGCAUUGGACGAGUCGACAACAAGGGGUGA
Pochonia chlamydosporia 170 is the source of this 1824-nucleotide messenger RNA. RefSeq names its product Ankyrin repeat protein. Lineage: Eukaryota; Fungi; Ascomycota; Sordariomycetes; Hypocreales; Clavicipitaceae. The transcript has 2 exons. The coding region runs from base 1 to 1824 and encodes 607 amino acids. Gene Ontology annotation, molecular function: catalytic activity. Gene Ontology annotation, biological process: nucleoside metabolic process. The record is from RefSeq and is a predicted model, not a curated record.